Molecule: messenger RNA, 1259 nt
Organism: Pseudoliparis swirei
Lineage: Eukaryota; Metazoa; Chordata; Actinopteri; Perciformes; Liparidae
Gene: myl1
Product: myosin, light chain 1, alkali; skeletal, fast
Exons: 6
Coding region: 64-642 (192 amino acids)
Cellular component (GO): contractile muscle fiber; myosin II complex
Molecular function (GO): calcium ion binding
Source: RefSeq, a predicted model, not a curated record
CUUGCUCCGAGUCCACUCCACUCUGUGCGAUACACUCCUAGUGUUGUCAUCCGAUCAGCUGAAAUGGCACCCAAGAAGGACGUUAAGGCUCCCGCCAAGAAGGCCGAACCUGCACCGGCACCGGCACCGGCACCAGAGCCAGCCCCCGCUCCCGCCGCAGCUCCCGUCAUCGACCUGUCCGCCGUCAAGGUGGAAUUCAGUCCAGACCAGAUUGAUGACUACAGGGAGGCCUUCGGUCUGUUCGACAGGGUGGGCGACAGCAAGGUGGCUUACAACCAGGUCGCUGACAUCAUGCGCGCUCUGGGACAGAACCCCACCAACAAGGAGGUCAACAGACUGCUGGGAAUGCCGAACGCUGAGGACAUGAUCGCCAAGAGACUCGAGUUCGAGGGUUUCCUGCCCAUGCUCCAGACCAUCAUCAACAGCCCAAACAAGGCGGGAUACGAUGACUACGUUGAGGGUCUGCGCGUCUUUGACAAGGAGGGCAACGGCACAGUGAUGGGUGCUGAGCUGCGCAUUGUUCUGUCAACACUGGGAGAGAAGAUGUGUGAGGCUGAGAUUGACGCUCUCCUGGCAGGACAGGAGGACGAGAACGGCUGUAUCAACUACGAGGCCUUCGUCAAGCACAUCAUGUCUGUGUAAGGACCCCUGCCACUGCGGUGGUGAGCAUCGUGUAUGUGCAGACCCCAUGGCGUCGCGACAUCCACUCGCUGUUUCCUGUGUCACCUGAGGAAGCAGGGGAAUAAAGGACAAUGAACCCUUCUUUUGUUUUUUUCUUUUGUCCAACUGGUGCUUUUUCCACCUCCUUCUCGUCCUCUUCGGCGAGCCGUCCUGAUUUCCCUACGAGAUUUCCUAAUCUUCACACAAGUCACCGUGUCUCAUUGGGGAUUUCUAUCAUCACUGGUUCUCUAGUGGCGCAGUGGGAUAAUGCUGACCCCCCUCACUCCCCCCUUUGCAAUCUGACCGUCUCUCUUUCUGCAAGUGAAGUGACCCACGUAAUGAAGCCACUCCUGACCCAACCCAUCCCGAGGUCUUAACUUCUUGUAUCCUCUGCCACAAUACACUUUUCACAAAUUCCCAUUUUAUUUCCAAAUGACUGAUUUAUUUGAUGCAAAUUCUUUGUAUAAUUACUUCAGGCACAUGAAUGUUGAAAGGAAUAGUUUGACAUAUCUUGAACUAUGCGGACAAUGACUAUCGAUUAGAGAGAUCUUCUCAUCCGACUCUCAACAAGAAGGCAAAUAAAGGAAUUUCCAAAAAUG